AUGAAUAAAAUUUUCCAUCCCAACAUCGACGAAGCGUCAGGAACUGUAUGUCUAGAUGUAAUCAAUCAAACUUGGACAGCUCUCUACGAUCUCACCAAUAUAUUUGAAUCGUUCCUGCCCCAGCUGCUGGCCUAUCCUAACCCUAUAGAUCCUCUAAAUGGUGACGCUGCAGCCAUGUACCUCCACCGACCAGAAGAGUACAAACAGAAAAUUAAAG
Molecule: messenger RNA, 217 nt
Organism: Mesitornis unicolor (brown roatelo)
Lineage: Eukaryota; Metazoa; Chordata; Aves; Mesitornithiformes; Mesitornithidae
Gene: UBE2H
Product: ubiquitin-conjugating enzyme E2H
Exons: 3
Biological process (GO): protein polyubiquitination; ubiquitin-dependent protein catabolic process
Cellular component (GO): nucleus
Molecular function (GO): ubiquitin conjugating enzyme activity
Source: RefSeq, a predicted model, not a curated record